GCCUGUGGUGGGCGGGAGAAGGUUGCAGACUGCGGCAAAGGCUACGUAGAGACCCGUCUUGGUUCUAUAAGCUUUUCAGAGCUUGCUGUUUAGACUUCAGCAAACUGCCUACGGACGCGAUGCUUACAGCUCAGAGGAUAUCUGAGGACCCAGGAGAUAACAAAGGUUGAAUGAACUGAAAUGCGCACUCUCUUCGGCUCCUGAGUUCGCCCCUGGUCUGCACCCACUGCGGCUGUUUGCAGGAAUCCUGGAGCAUUUACCGAGAGUGAGAGUGGCGGCCUUCCAGAAGACCCUCCUGCAGCCUGCGGGGCAGUGAAUCACAAAAGCAAUGCUGUGAAGCAGCUUUCCUUGGAACAAGAAGAUAUACAAUGUUUCUGAGUGUUUUACAUUUGCUGAAAUGAAUCUGCGGAAUAGAGAACUCAAGAAGCACAACUUCACCACAUUCAAAAAGAAAUACACAAGUUUCUCAGAUGAAAAGAACUUUCUGUUUCUUGGAUGGAAAGCCAGAAUCCAUUAAAUAAUCAGUACUGUUUUACCUUCUGAACAGAAGGCAUACCUAACUGAGGCAACCAAUUUGAGUCUGACUAGCCCUAUUUAAGGAACCCAAAUAUAGCAUAACAAUGCUUUGGGACAUCAGAUGAUGAAUGGUUACUGAGGGUAAACAGAAUUUCACUGUCCAGCCAAAGAACUCGGAGUGCACAUAGAAAGGAAACACAAAUAAAAGACCUAAAGAGGAAAAAGUAAAACAUUUUCAUGGUAUUCCCAGAAAAGUGAUCAUGGAGACCAAGAAAAAUAGGUGGCUGCGGGUUACCAUCCUCCCCGGAUGCGUGGGCUGCAGGACCGUGGAAGUGGAGGCGACUCGGACCGUGCGCGACCUCAAGGAUCGCAUCGCGGAGGACACGGGCUUCCCGGCUGCAGAGCAGAGGCUGUGGCUCGGCCACAGGGAGUUACCUGACUGGAUCAAGAUUGGAGAUCUGACUUCUAAAAAUGGUCACCUUUUUGUAAACCUUCAAUCAAAAGGCUUAAAAGGGGGAGGUCGAUUUGGUCAAACAACACCUCCACUUGUUGAUUUUCUCAAGGACAUUUUAAGAAGAUACCCAGAAGGAGGACAAAUUCUUAAGGAAUUAAUUCAGAACGCAGAAGAUGCUGGAGCCACAGAAGUUAAAUUUUUGUAUGAUGAAACUCAGUAUGGAACAGAGACUCUUUGGUCCAAAGACAUGGCACCAUAUCAGGGUGCGGCACUCUAUGUCUACAAUGAUGCUGUAUUCACUGAAGAAGACUGGCAUGGUAUCCAAGAAAUAGCCAGGAGUAGGAAGAGGGAUGAUCCUCUGAAGGUUGGGAGAUUCGGAAUUGGCUUUAAUUCUGUCUACCAUAUAACAGAUGUUCCUUGUAUUUUUAGUGGUGACCAGAUUGGGAUGUUAGAUCCUCACCAGACACUUUUUGGUCUACAUGAAUCUGGCCAAUGUUGGAAUCUCAAAGAUGACAGCAAAGAAAUAAAUGAACUUUCAGAUCAGUUUGCACCAUUUAUUGGCAUUUUUGGGAGCACCAAGGAAACAUUUACAAAUGGACAUUUUCAAGGAACAUUUUUCCGUUUUCCUCUUCGCCUACAGCCAUCACAGCUAAGUAGUAACCUUUAUAAUAAGCAAAAGGUUCUUGAGUUGUUCAAGUCUUUCCAGGCCGAUGCAGACACAGUGCUCCUCUUCCUUAAAAGCGUGCAGGAUGUCUCCUUACAUGUCCGAGAAUCUGAUGGAACAGAGAGGCUGGUGUUUAGAGUGACUUCUUGUGAGAACAAGUCUUGGAAACAUGAACGUGCAAAUUCCAUAAAGAUUCUAGGCACUGCUAUAAGCAAUUAUUGUAAGAAAAUUCCAAGCAACAGUGUGACUUGUGUGUCUUACCCUGUGACUAUUGUCUUAGAGGAUGAGAGUGCAAAAGACACACAGAAGACAUCUUGGCUGGUGUGUAAUAGCGUGGGAGGACGAGGGAUCAGUGGUGAACUUGAUGCUUUAGCCGAUGACCUGAAGUUUGUCCCAAUCAUUGGAAUAGCCAUGUCUCUAUUAAAUAGAGGUGAGGAUGAAAAAGGUGCAGCAUCUGACUUCUCAGGAAAAGCAUUUUGUUUCCUCCCAUUACCACCUGGCGAGGAAAGCAAGACAGGUCUCCCUGUUCAUGUCAGUGGGUUCUUUGGCCUGACAGACAAUCGCAGGAGCAUCAAAUGGAGAGAGCUUGACCAAUGGCGGGAUCCAGCUGCUUUGUGGAAUGAAUUUCUUAUAGUAAAUGUUGUCCCGAAAGCCUAUGCUUCUCUCAUCUUAGAUUCCAUAAAACUUCUGGAGACAGAGGGGAGUGCUGAUCUUCCUCUGUCUGUUGAUGCCAUCUACAAGCUGUGGCCUGAGAGGACCAAAAUCAAGGUGCACUGGCAGCCAGUGCUGGAGCCUCUGUUCAAUGAACUCUUCCAGAAUGCCGUCAUCCAUUCCCUCAGCAACCAGUGGGUCAAGUUGGAACAGGUAUACUUUUCGGAACUCGACGAGAGUCUGGAAUACACAAAGUCUGUGCUCAGCUACCUUCAGAACUCAGGGAAGCAGAUUGCCAAGGUGCCGGCCAACCUUGCUGCAGCUGUUGCCCUCAGCACCACCUCUGCAAGGCCCAUGAGGAAGGUGACGCCUGCCUGGGUGCGGCAGGUGCUGAGGAAGUCUGCACAGCCCGACAACACGAGUGACAGGCUCCACCUUCUUGAGUUCGUGCUUUCUGACCAGGUUUACAGUGAGCUGCUGGGGCUGGAGCUACUGCCUUUACAGAAUGGACAUUUCAUUUCUUUCUCCUCAUCUGUAUCAGAUCAAGAUGUUAUUUAUAUUACCUCAGAAGACUAUCCAAGGUCCCUUUUCCCAGGUCUUGAAGGAAGACUUAUUUUAGAUGACUUGAAACCUCACCUUCUUGCUGCUUUAAAGGAAGCUGCCCAAACCCGAGCACAACAACUUCUCUGGGGAUACUCAGGGAGACCGUGUACUCAGCUGCAGCUUCUAAAUCCAGAACGAUUUGCACGUCUUAUCAAAGAAGUAAUGAAUAUGUUCUGGCCUGGCAGAGACUUGAUUGUUCAGUGGUAUCCACUUGAUAAAAGCAAAAACCAUCCAUCUGUUUCAUGGCUUAAAAUGGUUUGGAAGACUCUCUAUAUACAUUUUUCUGAGGAUUUGACUUUAUUUGAUGAGAUGCCACUUAUCCCCAGAACUACACUAGAAGAAGGUCAGAAAUGUGUGGAGCUCAUUAGACUCCGGAUUCCAUCAUUAGUCAUUUUAGAUGAUGGAUCUGAAGCUCAGCUUCCAGAAUUUAUAGCAGACAUUGUACAAAAACUUGGAGGGAUUGUCCUUAAAAAUUUAGAUGCCUCCAUUCAACACCCACUCAUUAAAAAAUAUCUUCAUUCGCCGUUGCCAACUGCUCUUUUGCAGAUAAUGGAGAAGAUGCCAUUGCAGAAACUGUGCAACCAAAUAGCUUCUCUACUUCCAACACACAAAGAUGCAUUGAGGAAAUUCUUAGCAAGUUUAUCCGAUAGCAGUGAUAGGGAGAAAAGAAUAAUUCAGGAAUUAACGAUAUUUAAGCGCAUUAACAAUCCAGCUGAUCAGGGAGUUUCCUCUUAUACAAAACUGAAAGGUUGUAAAGUCUUGCACCAUACUGCUAAACUUCCAUCAGAUCUGAGACUCUCUAUUUCAGUAAUAGAUAGUAGUGAUGAAGCUACUAUUCGUUUGGCAAACAUGUUGAAAGUAGAGAAGUUAAAGACCACUAGUUGCUUGAAGCUUGUACUGAAAGAUAUUGAAAAUGCAUUUUAUUCACGUGAAGAAAUAACAUGUCUUAUGUUAUGGAUUCUUGAGAACCUCUCUUCUCUUAAAAAUGAGAAUCCAAAUGUGCUUGAUUGGUUAAUGCCAUUAAAGUUCAUUCAGAAUUCACAGGAACAGAUGAUAUCGGCUAGUGAUCUCUUUGAUCCUGAUGUAGAAAUUUUAAAAGAUCUUUUUUAUAAUGAAGAAGAUACUUGUUUCCCACCCUCAGAUUUCAUGUCACCAGAUAUUCUUCACUCUUUAAGACAGAUUGGUUUGAAAAACGAAGCUAGUCUGAAAGAAAAAGAUAUUGUGCAAGUGGCAAAAAGAAUUGAAGCCUUAUAUGUCAAUUCCUGUCCAAAUCAGAAUGUUCUGAAGAAAGCUAAAACACUUUUAUUGGUUUUAAAUAAGAAUCAUACACUCUUACAGUCUUCUGAAGGCAAGACGACACUAAAGAAAAUCAAAUGGGUUCUUCCUUGCAAAGAAAGGCCCCCAAAUUACCCAGGCUCUUUAGUCUGGAAAGGAGAUCUCUGUAAUCUUUGUGCACCACCAGAGAUGUGUGACGUAGCCCAUGCAAUCCUAGUGGGUUCAUCUCUCCCUCUUGUUGAAAGCAUUCAUACCAAUUUAGAAAAAACAUUAGGUAUUUUCACAAAACCUAGUAUCAAUGCUGUCCUGAAACACUUUAAAAUUGUUGUUGAUUGGUAUACUUCAAAAACAUUUAGUGAUGAAGACUACUAUCAAUUCCAGCAUAUUUUGCUUGAAAUUUAUGGAUUUAUGCAUGAUCACUUAAAUGAAGGGAAGGAUAUUUUCAGAGCCUUAAAAUUUCCAUGGGUUUGGACUGGCAAAAAAUUUUGUCCUCUUAAUCAAGCUGUGAUAAAACCUUUUCAUGAUCUUGAUCUUCAGCCUUAUUUGCAUAGUGUGCCAAAAACUAUGGCAAAAUUCCACCAACUAUUUAAGUCUUGUGGCUCAAUAGAGGAACUGACAUCAGAUCACAUUUCUAUGGUCAUUCAGAAGAUAUACCUUAAAAGUGAACAAGAGCUAAGUGAACAAGAAAGUAAACAAAAUCUUCAUCUUAUGUUGAAUAUUAUCAGAUGGCUGUAUAGUAAUCAGAUUCCAGCAAGCCCUAAUACACCAGUUCCUAUACAUCAUAGCAAAAAUUUGUCUAAACUCAUUAUGAAACCAAUUCAUGAAUGCUGUUACUGUGACAUAAAAGUUGAUGACCUUAAUGACUUACUAGAAGAUUCAGUGGAACCAAUCAUUUUGGUUCAUGAGGAUAUUCCUAUGAAAACAGCAGAAUGGCUGAAAGUUCCAUGUCUCAGUACAAGAUUAAUUAAUCCAGAAAAUAUGGGAUUUGAACAGUCAGGACAAAGAGAACCACUAACUGUAAGAAUAAAAAAUAUUCUGGAAGAAUACCCUUCAGUGUCAGAUAUUUUUAAAGAAUUACUUCAGAAUGCUGAUGAUGCAAAUGCAACAGAGUGUAGUUUCAUGAUUGAUAUGAGAAGAAAUAUGGACAUUAGAGAGAAUCUUCUAGACCCAGGAAUGGCAGCUUGUCAUGGACCUGCUUUGUGGUCAUUCAAUAAUUCUGAAUUUUCAGAUUCAGACUUUUUGAAUAUAACUAGGUUAGGAGAAUCUCUAAAAAGGGUAGAAGUUGAUAAAGUUGGAAAAUUUGGCCUUGGAUUUAAUUCUGUAUAUCAUAUCACUGACAUUCCCAUCAUUAUGAGUCGAGAAUUUAUGAUAAUGUUUGAUCCAAACAUAAAUCAUAUUAGUAAACACAUUAAAGAUAAAUCUAAUCCUGGAAUCAAAAUUAACUGGAGUAAACAACAGAAAAGACUCAGGAAAUUUCCUAAUCAGUUCAAACCAUUUAUAGAUGUAUUUGGCUGUCAGCUGCCUUUGACAGUAGAAGCACCCUAUAGUUACAAUGGAACUCUUUUUAGACUGUCUUUUCGAACACAGCAAGAAGCAAAAGUGAGUGAAGUUAGUAGUACUUGCUAUAACACGGCAGAUAUUUAUUCUCUUGUAGAUGAAUUUAGUCUGUGCGGACAUAGGCUUAUCAUUUUUACUCAAAGUGUGAACUCAAUGUAUUUGAAGUAUUUGAAAAUCGAGGAAACUAAUCCCAGUUUAGCACAAGACACAAUCAUAAUUAAAAAAAAAACUUGCACUUCCAAAGUACUGAAUGCACCUGCAGUGAGUGUUUUAAAAGAAGCUGCUAAACUCAUGAAGACUUGCAAUGGCAGUAGUAAAAAGCUUUCCACAGAUGCACCAAAGUCAUGUAGCAUUCUUCAGAUCACAGUUGAAGAAUUUCGCCAUGUGUUCAGAAGGAUUGCUGAUUUACAGUCACCACUUUUUAGAGGCCCAGAUGAUGACCCAGCUGCUCUCUUUGAAAUGGCCAAGUCUUCACAGUCAAAGAAGCCACUAGAAGAGUUGCCACAAAAAACAGUCGAUUGCACCACCUGGCUUAUAUGUACCUGCAUGGAUACUGGAGAGGCUCUAAAGUUUUCACUGAGUGAAAGUGGACGCAGACUAGGUUUGGUUCCUUGUGGUUCAGUAGGAGUUCUGUUUUCCGAAGUUCAGGACCAGAAGUGGACAAUUAAAUCACAUGUGGGAGAGGUAUUUUGCUAUUUACCUCUACGAAUAAAAACUGGAUUGCCAGUUCACAUCAAUGGGUGCUUUGCUGUUACUUCAAAUAGAAAAGAAAUCUGGAAGACAGAUACAAAAGGAAGAUGGAACACCACUUUCAUGAGACAUGUCAUUGUGAAAGCUUACUUAGAGGCACUCUGUGUUCUACGUGACUUGGCCAUCAGUGAAGAGCUAAUGGAUUAUACUUACUAUGCAGUUUGGCCUGAUCCUGACUUAGUUCAUGAUGACUUUUCUGUAAUAUGUCAUGGAUUUUAUGAAGAUAUAGCUCAUGGGAAGGGGAAAGAAUUGACCAGAGUCUUCUCUGAUGGAUCAACAUGGGUUUCCAUGAAGAAUGUGAGAUUUCUAGAUGACUCUAUACUUAAAAGAAAAGAUGUUGGUCCAGCAGCCUUUAAGAUAUUUUUGAAAUACCUCAAGAAAACUGGCUCAAAAAACCUCUGUGCUGUUGAACUUCCUUCUUCAGUGAAACUUGGAUUUGAAGAAGCAGGGUGUAAACAGAUACUGCUUGAAAAUACAUUCUCAGAGAAACAGUUUUUUUCCGAAGUAUUUUUUCCAAAUAUUCAAGAAAUUGAGGCAGAACUCCGAGAUCCUUUAAUGAAUUUUGUUUUAAAUGAAAAAGUCGAUGAAUUCUCAGCAAUUCUUCGUGUUACUCCUUGUAUCCCUUGCUCUUUGGAGGGUCAUCCUUUGGUUUUACCAUCAAGAUUAAUUCAUCCUGAGGGACGAGUUGCAAAACUAUUUGACACAAAUGAUGGACGGUUUCCAUAUGGCUCUACUCAGGACUAUCUUAAUCCUAUAAUUUUAAUUAAACUUGUUCAUUUAGGUAUGGCAAAAGAUGAUAUUUUAUGGGAUGACAUGCUAGAACGUGCGGAGUCAGUAGCUGAAAUUAAUAAAAGUGAUCAUGUUGCUGCUUGUCUAAGAAGUAGCAUACUGAUUAGUCUUAUUGAUGAAAAACUUAAAAUAAGGGAUCCUAGGGCUAAGGAUUUUGCCUCAAAAUACCAAACAAUACCAUUCCUUCCAUUUCUAACAAAACCAGCGGGUUUUUCUUUGGACUGGAAAGGUAAUAGUUUUAAGCCAGAAACCAUGUUUGCUGCAACUGACCUUUAUACUUCUGAGCAUCAGGAUACAGUGUGUCUUUUACAACCAAUUCUAAAUGAAAAUUCACAUUCUUUUAGAGGUUGUGGUUCAGUGCCAUUGGCUGUUAAAGAGUUUUUGGGAUUAUUAAGAAAGCCAACAGUUGAUCUGGUUGUAAACCAAUUGAAAGAAGUUGCAAAAUCAGUUGAUGAUGGUAUUACAUUGUACCAGGAGAAUAUCACAAAUGCGUGUUACAAAUAUCUUCAUGAAGCAAUGAUGCAAAGUGAAAUUACUAAGAUAGCUGUUACCGAAAAGUUAAAAACCUUUAGUUUCAUUCUAGUUGAGAAUGCGUAUGUUGAUUCAGAAAAAGUUUCUUUUCAUUUGAAUUUUGAAGCAGCACCCUACCUUUAUCAGUUGCCCAAUAAAUACAAAAAUAAUUUUCGUGAACUUUUUGAGAAUGUGGGUGUAAGGCAGUCAUUUACUGUUGAAGAUUUUGCCAUUGUUUUGGAAUCUAUUGAUCAAGAAAAAGGAAAACAGAAACUAACAGAAGAGAAAUUUCAGCUUUGUCGGCGAAUAAUUAGUGAAGGAAUAUGGAGCCUUAUUAGAGAGAAGAAACAAGAAUUUUGUGAAAAAAAUUAUGGUAAAAUACUAUUGCCAGAUACCAAUCUUAAACUCCUCCCUGCUAAAUCUUUAUGCUAUAAUGAUUGUCCUUGGAUAAAAGUAAAGGAUACCACUGUAAAAUAUUGUCAUGCUGAUAUACCUCGGGAAGUAGCAGUAAAACUAGGAGCAGUACCAAAGCGACAUAAAGCCUUAGAAAGAUAUGCAUCCAACGUCUGUUUUACAACACUUGGCACUGAAUUUGGACAGAAAGAAAAACUUACUAGCAGAAUUAAAAGUAUCCUUAACGCCUAUCCUUCGGAAAAGGAAAUGUUAAAAGAACUUCUUCAAAAUGCUGAUGAUGCAAAGGCCACAGAAAUCUGCUUUGUUUUUGAUCCUAGGCAGCACCCAGUGGACAGAAUAUUUGAUGAUAAGUGGGCUCCACUGCAAGGACCAGCACUUUGUGUCUACAACAACCAGCCUUUCACAGAAGAUGAUGUCAGGGGCAUUCAGAAUCUUGGAAAAGGUACCAAAGAAGGAAAUCCUUAUAAAACUGGACAGUAUGGAAUAGGAUUUAAUUCUGUAUACCACAUUACAGACUGCCCUUCUUUUAUUUCUGGCAAUGACAUCCUGUGUAUUUUUGAUCCCCAUGCCAGAUAUGCACCAGGAGCCACAUCUGUUAGUCCUGGACGCAUGUUUAGAGAUUUGGAUGCAGAUUUUAGAACACAGUUCUCAGAUGUUCUGGAUCUUUAUUUGGGAUCCCACUUUAAAUUGGAUAAUUGCACAAUGUUCAGAUUUCCUCUCCGUAAUGCAGAAAUGGCAAAAGUUUCAGAAAUUUCCUCAGUACCAUCAUCAGACAGAAUGGUUCAGAAUCUUUUGGACAAACUGAGGUCAGAUGGAGCAGAACUUUUAAUGUUUCUUAAUCACAUGGAAAAAAUUUCUAUUUGUGAAAUAGAUAAAGCUUCUGGAGCUCUAAAUGUGCUAUAUUCUGUAAAAGGUAAAAUCACUGAUGGAGAUCGGUUGAAAAGGAAACAAUUUCAUGCAUCUGUAAUUGAUAGUGUUACUAAAAAGAGGCAAUUGAAAGACAUACCAGUUCAACAGAUAACCUAUACUAUGGACACUGAAGACUCUGAAGGAAAUCUUACAACAUGGCUAAUUUGUAAUAGAUCCGGUUUUUCAAGUAUGGAAAAAGUAUCGAAGAGUGUAAUAUCAGCUCACAAAAACCAAGAUAUUACUCUCUUCCCACGUGGUGGAGUGGCUGCCUGCAUUACUCACAAUUAUAAAAAGCCACAUAGGGCCUUCUGUUUUUUACCACUCUCUUUAGAGACAGGGCUUCCUUUUCAUGUGAAUGGCCACUUUGCCCUCGAUUCAGCCAGAAGAAAUCUGUGGCGUGAUGAUAAUGGAGUUGGUGUUCGAAGUGAUUGGAAUAACAGUUUAAUGACAGCACUAAUAGCUCCUGCAUAUGUUGAAUUACUGAUUCAGUUAAAAAAGCGGUAUUUCCCUGGUUCAGACCCAGCAUUGUCAGUUUUGCAGAAUACGUCUAUUCAUGUUGUAAAAGAUACUUUAAAGAAAUUUUUAUCAUUUUUUCCUGUUAAUAGACUUGAUCUACAGCCAGAUCUCUAUUGUCUAGUAAAAGCACUUUAUAGUUGCAUUCAUGAGGAUAUGAAACGUCUGUUACCAGUUGUACGAGCCCCAAACAUUGAUGGUUCUGAUUUACAUGCUGCAGUUAUAAUUACUUGGAUUAAUAUGCCAACUUCAAAUAAAACGAAACCAUUUUUUGACAACUUGCUGCAGGAUGAAUUACAACAUCUUAAAAAUGCCGAUUAUAAUAUCACAACACGCAAAACAGUAGCAGAGAAUGUAUAUAGACUGAAACACUUACUUUUAGAAAUUGGCUUCAACUUGGUUUAUAACUGUGAUGAAACUGCUAAUUUAUACCACUGUCUUAUAGAUGCAGAUAUCCCUGUUAGUUACGUAACUCCCGCUGAUGUUAGAGCUUUUUUAAUGACAUUUUCUUCUCCUGACACUAAUUGUCAUAUUGGAAAGCUGCCUUGUCGUCUCCAGCAGACUAACCUAAAACUUUUCCAUAGUUUAAAACUUUUAGUUGAUUACUGUUUCAAAGAGACAGAAGAAAAUGAGAUUGAAGUGGAGGGACUGCCCCUUCUCAUUACAUUGGACAGUGUUUUACAGACUUUUGAUGCCAAAAAACCCAAGUUUCUAACAACAUACCAUGAAUUGAUUCCAUCCCGCAAAGACUUGUUCAUGAAUACAUUGUAUUUGAAAUAUAGUAAUAUUUUAUUGAACAGUAAAGUUGCUAAAGUCUUUGACAUUUCUAGCUUUGCUGAUUUGGUUUCUUCUGUAUUGCCUCGUGAAUAUAAGACCAAAAAUUGUACCAAGUGGAAAGAUAAUUUUGCAAAUGAGUCUUGGCUUAAGAAUGCAUGGCAUUUUAUAAGUGAAUCUGUAAGUAUGAAUGAUGAUCAAGAGGCAACAAAACCAACAUUUGACAUUGUUGUUGAUACCCUAAAAGACUGGGCCUUGCUUCCAGGAACAAAAUUCACUGUUUCAACCAAUCAGCUUGUAGUUCCUGAGGGGGAUGUUCUGCUUCCCCUAAGCCUCAUGCACAUUGCAGUUUUUCCAAAUGCUCAGAGUGAUAAGGUAUUCCAUGUUCUCAUGAAGGCUGGCUGUGUUCAGCUUGCAUUGAACAAAAUCUGUUCCAAGGACAGUGCAUUUGUUCCUUUGUUGUCAUGUCACACAGCCAACAUAGAAAGUCCCACAAGCAUCUUGAAAGCUCUUCAAUACAUGGUUCAAACCUCAACAUUUAGAACUGAAAAAUUAUUAGAAAAUGACUUUGAAGCACUAUUGAUGUAUUUCAAUUGCAAUUUGAGUCACUUGAUGUCUCAAGAUGAUAUUAAAAUUCUAAAGUCACUUCCAUGCUACAGAUCUAUCAGUGGCCGCUACAUGAGCAUUGCAAAAUUUGGAACUUGCUAUGUACUGACAAAAAGCAUUCCUUCAGUUGAAGUAGAAAAAUGGACACAAUCAUUGUCAUCUGCAUUUCUGGAGGAGAAAAUGCACUUAAAGGAACUCUAUGAGGUGCUUGGAUGUGUACCUGUAGAUGAUCUUGAAGUAUAUUUGAAACAUCUCUUACCAAAAGUUGAAAAUCUUUCUUACGAUGCAAAGUUAGAGCACUUGAUAUAUCUUAAGACAAGGUUAUCAAGUGUCGAGGAAUCAUCAGAAAUGAAGGAACAACUCUUUGAGAAACUAGAAAGUAUAUUAAUAAUUCAUGAUGCUAAUAAUCGACUAAGGCAAGCAAAACAUUUUUAUGAUAGAACUGUGAGAGUUUUUGAGGUCAUGCUUCCUGAAAAAUUGUUCAUUCCUAAGGAAUUCUUUAAAAAGUUGGAACAACUUAUAAAACCCAAAAAUCAAGUUGCUUUUAUGACAUCCUGGGUAGAAUUCUUAAGGAAUAUUGGAUUAAAACACAUACUUUCACAGCAACAGCUGUUACAGUUUGCCAAAGAAAUUAGUGUGAGAGCCAAUACUGAAAAUUGGUCUAAAGAAACACUACAAAAUACAGUCGACAUACUUCUCUACCAUAUAUUUCAAGAAAGAACGGACUUGUUAUCUGGAAAUUUUCUAAAAGAACUUUCUUUAAUACCAUUCUUAUGUCCUGAGCGGGCCCCAGCUGAAUUCAUUAGAUUUCAUCCUCAGUAUCAAGAAGUAAAUGGAACACUUCCUCUUAUAAAGUUCAGUGGAGCACAAGUAAAUCCAAAAUUCAAGCAGUGUGAUGUGCUUCAGCUGUUAUGGACAUCCUGCCCCAUUCUCCCAGAGAAAGCCACACCAUUGACUAUCAAAGAACAAGAAGGUAAUGACCUUGGUCCACAAGAACAGCUUGAACAAGUUUUAAGCAUGCUUAAUGUUAACCUGGAUCCUCCUCUUGAUAAAGUCAUCAACAAUUGCAGAAACAUAUGUAAUAUAACAACUUUAGAUGAAGAAAUGGUAAAAACUAGAGCAAAGGUCUUAAGGAGCAUAUAUGAAUUUCUCAGUGCAGACAAAAGAGAGUUUCGUUUUCAACUCCGGGGAGUUGCUUUUGUGAUGGUGGAAGAUGGUUGGAAACUUCUUAAGCCUGAAGAGGUAGUGAUAAAUUUAGAAUAUGAGUCUGAUUUCAAACCUUAUUUGUAUAAGCUACCUUUAGAAUUAGGUACAUUUCAUCAGUUGUUUAAACUUUUAGGUACUGAAGAUGUUAUUUCUACUAAGCAGUAUGUUGAAGUGCUAAGCCGCAUAUUUAAAAAUUCAGAAGGAAAACAGUUGGAUCCUAAUGAAAUGCGUACAGUCAAGAGAGUAGUUUCAGGCCUGUUUAAGAGUCUACAAAAUGAUUCAGUCAAGGUGAGGAGUGAUCUUGAGAAUAUGCGAGAUCUUGCACUCUACCUUCCAAGUCAAGAUGGUAGAUUAGUAAAAUCAAGUAUUUUAGUGUUUGAUGAUGCACCACAUUACAAAAGCAGAAUCCAGGGGAAUAUUGGUGUGCAGAUGUUGGUUGAUCUUAGCCAGUGCUACUUAGGAAAAGACCACGGAUUUCAUACUAAGUUGAUAAUGCUUUUUCCUCAGAAGCUCAGGCCACGUUUAUUGAGCAGCAUACUUGAAGAACAGUUAGAUGAAGAGACUCCCAAAGUGUGCCAAUUUGGAGCACUGUGUUCUCUUCAGGGAAGAUUGCAGUUACUCUUAUCUUCUGAACAGUUCAUCACGGGGUUGAUUCGAAUUAUGAAGCAUGAAAAUGAUAAUGCUUUUCUAGCAAAUGAAGAAAAAGCCAUAAGACUUUGCAAAGCUCUCAGAGAAGGAUUGAAAGUGUCCUGUUUUGAAAAGCUUCAAACAACGUUAAGAGUUAAAGGUUUUAAUCCUAUUCCCCACAGUAGAAGUGAAACUUUUGCUUUUUUGAAGAGGUUUGGUAAUGCAGUAAUUCUUCUGUAUAUACAGCAUUCAGACAGUAAAGAUAUUAAUUUCUUACUAGCAUUAGCAAUGACACUUAAGUCAGCAACUGACAAUUUGAUAUCUGACACUUCAUAUUUAAUUGCUAUGCUAGGAUGCAAUGAUAUUUACAGGAUUGGUGAGAAACUUGACAGUUUAGGAGUGAAGUAUGACUCUUCAGAACCAUCAAAGCUUGAGCUUCCAAUGCCUGGCACUCCCAUACCUGCUGAAAUUCAUUAUACUCUGCUUAUGGAUCCUAUGAAUGUUUUUUAUCCAGGAGAAUAUGUAGGAUACCUUGUUGAUGCUGAAGGUGGUGAUAUCUAUGGAUCAUAUCAACCAACAUAUACAUAUGCAAUUAUUGUACAAGAAGUUGAAAGAGAAGAUGCUGAUAAUUCUAGUUUUCUAGGAAAGAUAUAUCAGAUAGAUAUUGGUUAUAGUGAAUAUAAAAUAGUUAGCUCUCUUGAUCUGUACAAAUUUUCAAGACCUGAAGAAAGCUCCCAAAGCAGAGACAGUGCCCCCUCCACACCUACCAGUCCUACUGAGCUCCUAACUCCAGGUUUACGAAGCAUUCCUCCCUUCUUUGCUAGAGAGAGCCAAAAGACUUCUUCCAAACAUCAUUCCCCAAAAAAGCUUAAGGUGAAUUCUUUACCAGAGAUUUUAAAAGAAGUGACAUUAGUAGUGGAGCAAGCUUGGAAAUUGCCGGAAUCCGAAAGAAAGAAGAUUAUUAGGCGGUUGUAUUUGAAAUGGCACCCAGAUAAAAAUCCAGAGAAUCUUGAUAUUGCUAAUGAAGUUUUUAAACAUUUGCAAAAUGAGAUCAACAGAUUAGAGAAGCAGACCUUUUUAGAUCAAAAUACAGACAGAACCUCAAGGAGAACAUUUUCAAGCUCUGCAUCCCGAUUUCAGUCUGACAAGUACUCAUUUCAAAGAUUCUACACUUCAUGGAAUCAAGAAGCAACAAGCCACAAAUCUGAAAGGCAACAACAAAAUAAAGAAAAGUGUCCCCCAACAGCUGGACAAACUUACUCUCAAAGGUUCUUUGUUCCUCCUACUUUCAAGUCUGUUGGUAAUCCAGUUGAAGCACGUAGAUGGUUAAGACAAGCCAGAGCCAAUUUUUCAGCUGCCAGGAAUGAUCUUCAUAAAAAUGCCAAUGAAUGGGUAUGUUUUAAAUGCUACCUUUCUACCAAGUUAGCUUUGAUUGCAGCUGACUAUGCUGUUAGAGGUAAAUCUGAUAAAGAUGUGAAGCCAACUGCACUUGCACAAAAAAUAGAGGAGUAUAGUCAGCAACUUGAAGGGCUGACAAAUGAUGUCCAUACUUUGGAAGCAUAUGGUGUAGACAGUUUAAAGACAAGAUAUCCCGAUUUGCUUCCUUUCCCACAGAUCCCAAAUGACAGGUUCACCUCAGAGGUAGCUAUGCGAGUGAUGGAAUGUACGGCAUGCAUCAUCAUAAAACUUGAAAAUUUUAUACAACAAAAAGUAUGAAGGUAUUUAAAGAAUAUGAAAAAAGAGCUAAAUUUUGAAUGUGUUUAUUCCAGCUUCGAAUUGCUGUAUACAAUGUGAAAAGCUUCAUUGUUAGGAAUUUUGAAGCACAUUGAAGAGAAGAUUGUUUGGGAAUUGUUAUUAACAUGAAUAGUAUUGAAAUUCUUGACUGAAACUAAACACUUUUAUUGAAGAUGGUGAACUGUAAAAUUGCUGUUUGUAUUGGAAUGGCUAAUAAGGCACAUUAUUGAGCUGCACUUUAUAUAACAAAAACUUAACAGUUUGCAAGAUGAGUCCGUGUAAGUCUUGAUGUAUUUGAAGGAUCUAAUUAAAAACUGGACAUGUCAUUGAUCAAACAUGUAAGAGGAAUAAACUCUUUGGAGUAAAUUCUUUAAUUAGAUCCAUUUUGGAUGUUGUAUCAGCUGGACUUGAUUAUAAUUUUUGUUGCAAAUUUAUAUCUUAAAGACUCAAAACAUUAAAAAUAGUACAAUAUUUUAAUCCUGAUUAUUACUUGAUUAAGAAUAUGCAGAAGUACUUCUUAGGGUAUACUAAGUAUACUUUAUGCUCUGAUUUUAAUUUUUUAAAUAUGUUUACAGGAUUCCUAUUUCAUAAAAAUAGGAUAUGGAUAUAUAAAACAGUAGCAAUCUUA
Suncus etruscus (white-toothed pygmy shrew) is the source of this 15180-nucleotide messenger RNA. It is a transcript of the gene SACS, whose product is annotated as sacsin molecular chaperone. NCBI's taxonomy places the organism in Eukaryota, Metazoa, Chordata, Mammalia, Eulipotyphla, Soricidae. The record is from RefSeq and is a predicted model, not a curated record. The coding region runs from base 777 to 14534 and encodes 4585 amino acids. The transcript is spliced from 11 exons. Gene Ontology annotation, molecular function: Hsp70 protein binding.